UCCUAGUAACGCUUCCUCCAUUCCCCGCUCGAGGUCCGUGAGCCUUCGCGGCUGAGCCAUAGUUCCGGGCCUUGGGGGAAGAUCGGGGCGGAGGUUGGUCAGUGUUUGGGGCGCCCGGCACACAGAUUGCGCGACUGUGGUUUAGUGCCUUCACCAGGAAGCCUGCGAAGAUUGCUGGGAUCUGUUGGGAGCCCGUGCAGAAAGUGACACCACAUGUCCUUGCAUUUCGCGCCUUUGUUCUUAGCUCCCUAGCCUCUGCGAGACGAAGCUGCCGCGAGCCCUCCUGCAGCAGGCAGUUUGGAGCAUGUGAACACACUCUGAGUCUUGAUGAGUUCCAGUAUGUGGUAUAUUAUGCAGAGCAUUCAGAGCAAAUACUCUCUCUCAGAGCGCUUAAUCCGAACAAUCGCUGCCAUCCGUUCCUUCCCACAUGAUAAUGUAGAGGACCUCAUCAGAGGGGGAGCAGAUGUGAACUGUACCCAUGGCACACUGAAGCCCCUGCAUUGUGCCUGUAUGGUGUCCGAUGCUGACUGUGUGGAGUUACUCCUGGAAAAAGGAGCUGAGGUUAAUGCCCUUGAUGGUUACAACCGAACAGCCCUUCACUAUGCAGCAGAGAAAGAUGAGGCUUGUGUGGAGGUCCUAUUGGAGUAUGGUGCAAACCCCAACGCAUUGGAUGGCAACAGAGACACUCCACUUCAUUGGGCAGCCUUUAAGAACAAUGCUGAGUGUGUGCGGGCUCUCCUAGAGAGUGGGGCCUCAGUCAAUGCCCUGGAUUACAACAAUGAUACGCCACUCAGCUGGGCUGCCAUGAAGGGAAAUCUUGAGAGCGUCAGCAUCCUUCUUGAUUAUGGUGCAGAGGUCAGAGUCAUCAACCUAAAAGGCCAGACACCCAUCUCCCGCCUGGUGGCUCUAUUAGUCAGGGGACUUGGAACAGAGAAAGAGGACUCCUGCUUUGAGCUCCUCCACAGAGCUGUUGGACACUUUGAAUUAAGGAAAAAUGGCAUCAUGCCACGAGAGGUGGCCAAAGACCAACAGCUAUGUGAAAAACUGACUGUGCUGUGCUCAGCCCCAGGAACUCUAAAAACACUCUCUCGCUAUGCUGUGCGCCGUAGCCUGGGACUCCAGUAUCUGCCAGAUGCAGUGAAGGGCCUCCCACUGCCGGCUUCUUUGAAGGAAUACUUGCUACUUGUAGAAUAACCUGGAGGAGAUCUGUGCACCAUCAUGCAAGUGACUAACUCCGGGUGAGGUACUGCAGUACUCUUUGUCGUGGAAAACAGAAAAGCACUUGUCCCUGUUGUGUGGUUAUUAGAUUUUGAGAUAAACAUGUCACAACAGUAAUCUCCAUAGCCCCUCCUCCCCAUACCAAGCAACCAGCCAAAAAAAAAAAAUUUCCUCACUUUUGUUUGCUGUUUAUUGCUUACUUGGCUUUUUAAAGGAGAGGUUCUCCUUGCCACCCUCCCUUUUAGAAAAUGAAAUCAACUAAAUUUCUCUAGGAAGAUGGAAAGUAUUUAAAUGGUAUACAUGUGGUUUUCCUUUGGGGGCAUGACAUCUGUGAAGAAGGUUAAGAAAAUCACAAUUCUAGCUAACAAUAGUUGUAUCCUAAGGAUGAAGAUAUUCCAUAUGGUGUGAGACAUUCAGAAAGCCUGGCCCCCUUUCCUUUUACUAAAGAAAACAGCAGUUUUUGCUUCUUUUCCAUGGAUAUGCCCCAGGGUUAUAGUAAUUCAGCAAUGUUAUUUCAGAAAGCUAUCUUACUGCUUUCCACAUAGAAGAGAGAGCAUGUUCCAAGCAGUCCUAAGAACUCCUGAGAGUCUUGUACCAUUUUUCUAAUGCAGCACUUCUCUUCCUGAAAGUCAGUUUGUUCUAAUGGGCUUAGCAGGCAUUUCCUGCACCUCAAAGACAUUUCCUCUAGCAAAAGGAUGGGCUGGGCUGCCUUCCCCCUGAGACUUCUUCAUUCCCUAUGGAAAGCUUGUGCUGCUGAAAACCUUUUUGAGUUAUUUUUCUUUCCAUUGUCUUAGAACCUAUAUUUUUUUUAUUGAUCUAUAGAAGACAUUGGUUGAAAGUAGAGUUGAGAAGGGAAUGGGGAAAGAAUAUAGAAGAGCUGCUUUUGAGAUGGGGGUACCAAAAAAAAAACACAAAAACCUGUUUUAGCGAACUAUACUUAGUCAACAAUACUCUUCAUGUUCCUAAACUAGAUCAAGUUGUUAUUGAUCUUUGAUGAUCUGUGUGUGAAUCUGAAAACCUUUUUUUAAGCUAUUUGGGAACUACAAACAAAAUGAAUGGGAUAUGCUGACACAGCUAAUUUGGAGUAUGCUUGCUUUUGUCCAUUUGCUGUUGGUGAUUAUUGCCCAUUAAAAAAAGAAAUAAAUAGUUAUAAACGCAA
This is a messenger RNA of Marmota flaviventris (yellow-bellied marmot), 2377 nucleotides long. It is a transcript of the gene Asb8, whose product is annotated as ankyrin repeat and SOCS box containing 8. Gene Ontology annotation, molecular function: protein binding. NCBI's taxonomy places the organism in Eukaryota, Metazoa, Chordata, Mammalia, Rodentia, Sciuridae. Gene Ontology annotation, biological process: intracellular signal transduction. The record is from RefSeq and is a predicted model, not a curated record.